CACCUGUCGUCGCCCCGGGACGGCAGCAGUGCGCGAGACGCGACGGGAGGAAGACGGAAUAAAGGAAAUAACUGUUAAAGUUCUCACCAAUAUGGAUCUGCUGGACUCAGGACGGAAGUUCAGCCCGAGACAGGACCAGGACUGUGACCCCGCCCUCCAGUUCUUGCCGGCUUCGGACCCACAGCGGCUGCAGAAGAAGCCGGGCCGCCGGAGGACCAUUUGGAUCGGAGUGGGUUUGCUGCUCGCUGCGACCAGCGUGGCCCUGCUGACCGGACUGCUGGUGUGGCACUUCCACUUACGCAGUGACGUCCGGGUGAAGAAGCUCUACAUCGGCUCCAUGGAGAUCCAGGACCAUGUCUACCUGGUGGACUACGAGGAUCCCGGCAGCCUGGGCUUCUCUCACCUGGCCUCUCUGGUGGAUCAACAGCUGAAACUGAUCUACUCCAAAAACUCUGUGCUGGCGAAACACUUCAAAGGCUCCACAGUGCAGGCCUUCAGCGAGGGGGGCGAGGACGGGGGGGGCGUGGUGGCGUACUACCAGUCAGAGUUCGACGUGCACCUCCUCCAGCAGGCGUCUCUGGACGCCGCCGUGGAGUCCCUGGAGGUCAAAGGUCAGCAGAGACGAGGGCGAGUGCUGCUGAGGCCCAGCGACGCGCUCGUGGUCAACAACAUGGUGUCGAGAGCCAUCGACCCACGCAUGACCAGGAAGUCUUUGUUGGUGAAGCAGCCUGUCAACGUGCACGUGGGCGAGGGGGGGGUGGUCCAGUCUCCAGGCUUCCCAGACUCCUCAUACCCCCCCAACGUGUACCUGCAGUGGCGGCUGAGGGCGGAGCCUGGCCACCGGGUCCGCCUGGACUUCCACACGCUGAUCCUGGAGGACGACUGCCAGAAGGACUUUGUCCAAAUCUACGACUCGCUGGCCCCCAUAAGGGAGCGGGUCCUCACAGAGCAGUGUGGGUACCCUCACGAGUCUCUCUCCUUCCUCUCCUCCGGAAACGUGCUGCUGCUCCUCUUCAUCGCCAGCGAGGGGCAGAACUUCCCCGGCUUCAGGGCCAACUUCUCCCAGAUCCCUGUGGGGGGGCUCGAGUGUGGAGGGACGCUGAGCGGGGACCAAGGAUCCUUCUCGUCACCUUUCUUCCCCUCCAAUUAUCCUCCUCAGACCAAAUGUGUGUGGAACAUCAAGGCCCCAAAAGAAAAGUUUUUGAAGGUUCAUUUUAAGAAGUUUUUCUUGGGUAACUCCAGCAGCCAGUGCAGCAAUGAUUAUGUAGAGGUCAACGGUCAAAGAAUGUGUGGCAGAAAACCCCAAAGCACCGUGGUCACCAGCCGAAGCAACGAGAUGAGCAUCAUGUUCAACUCGGACUCGUCCUACGUGGACCAGGGCUUCACUGCUGAGUACGAAGCCUUCGUCCCGACCAAUCGUGAGACAACUUGUCCUGGAAGGUUCCAGUGCUCCAACAACCUCUGCAUUAACCAGACGCUGCAGUGCGACGGCUGGAACGACUGCGGAGACAGCUCUGACGAGGACAACUGCAAGUGCGAGGCCUCUCAGAUGAAGUGUAAAAAUGGCCGCUGCAAACCCAAGUUCUGGGAGUGUGACGGGUUCGAUGACUGUGGAGACGCCAGCGACGAAGAAAACUGUGGGAAAUGCAAAGCAGGAGAGUUUUCCUGCAGAAACGGCCGCUGCGUCCCAGAAAGGUCAGAGUGCAACGGGAAAGACGACUGCUCAGACGGGUCGGACGAGUCGAGAUGUGUGAAGUCCCUGGUGUUGCAGCAGUGCUCUGAGUUCACCUUCCGCUGCAAGAGCGGACUCUGCAUCAGCAAAGUGAACCCUGAGUGUGACGGAGAGCUGGACUGCGAGGACGGGUCCGAUGAGAACGACUGCACGUGCGGGAUGAGGCCAUACCGCAGCUCCCGCAUCGUGGGGGGGGAGGCGUCCCGGGAGGGCGAGUGGCCAUGGCAGGUCAGCCUCCACGUGGCGGGCACGGGUCACGUGUGCGGGGGGUCGGUGCUUAGCAACCGUUGGCUGCUGACCGCUGCUCACUGCGUCCAGGACAACGGGCCUAACAAGUACUCCCAGGCCGACCAAUGGGAGGCCCUGCUGGGUCUGCACGUGCAGAGUCAGACCAACGAGUGGACGGUGAGGCGGAAGGUGAGGCGGAUCAUCGCCCACGCGGACUACAACUCCUUCACCUACGACAACGACUUGGCCGUGAUGGAGCUGGACGCCAACGUCCCCCUCAACCAGAACAUCUGGCCCAUCUGUCUGCCCUCCGCCACCUACGACUUCCCAGCAGGCCGAGAGGCGUGGAUCACCGGCUGGGGGGCCACGAGGGAGGGAGGCCUGGCUGCCACCGUCCUGCAGAAGGCGGAGGUCAGGAUCAUCAACAGUACGGUGUGCAAGAGUCUGAUGGGCAACCAGGUCACCGACAGGAUGCUGUGCGCCGGCGUUCUCAAAGGGGGCGUGGACGCCUGUCAGGGCGACUCCGGCGGCCCGCUGUCCGUCUCGGGCCCCGGGGGGCGGGUCUUGCUGGCUGGCGUGGUGAGCUGGGGCGACGGCUGCGCCCGCAGGAACCGGCCCGGCGUGUACACCCGCCUCACCAAAUACCGGUCCUGGAUCACGGAGCAGACGGGGCUGUAGAGGAGGACACCUGAGGGAUACUGUUUGAUAACCACUGGCCUAAUGAAAAGUAACACAAUAAUGAGUCAUUCACAUUUUAAACAUUUACAGCUUGAGUAUUUUAACAUAACGACUAAUUGGUCAAUUAGUGCCAUUUAUUAUCAUGUAUGAAUCAUGAACUUUUGAUGAAACUACUGGUUUGAAUCUGCCAAAGGAAACAAUCCUCAUGACUUCAUGUGGUUCAGUUAAAUUUUGCAAACAGUGUCGACAUAAAGUCGGGCAGCAACUUUAUACGAGUAAAUAGUUCAGAAGUAAAAAUAAUGCUAUAUAUAUAUAUAUGAUAAAAAUAUAUAUUUUGUGGUGCCAAAAUGAAACUGGUAUUGAGGCGGAUGGGUUGUCGAAGCGAUUCUAUGUUCGUUUAAUGUUUUAGUUUUCUUAUCUGUGUUUCAUGUUUAAACUCUUAAACUCUGCUCAAUGUAAUUAAUUGUCUUUUACAUAGUUACAUUGUUGGUUUGGGUUGCAACAUAAUUAACCACUUUUAAAGAUACACGAUUCAAAGAAAACGCUGAGUAGCAGAAUAAAAGCUUUAUUUUGAGGGAGGUUUUUUUUGUUCAGAUAAAACAUUUAGAUAAUCACGAAUGUACCGACUCACUCAUUUAAACAGUAGAAAAAAUUGUUUUUUCAUGGUUCUUAUUGGAUUAUUGUAAUAAUUCACUGUUUGAAAUAAAGUGUGUGUUGUC
Pungitius pungitius (ninespine stickleback) is the source of this 3357-nucleotide messenger RNA. Its product is annotated as suppressor of tumorigenicity 14 protein homolog. The transcript is spliced from 19 exons. Bases 92 to 2638 code for a protein of 848 amino acids. The record is from RefSeq and is a predicted model, not a curated record. Gene Ontology annotation, molecular function: serine-type endopeptidase activity; protein binding. Gene Ontology annotation, biological process: acrosome reaction; proteolysis. NCBI's taxonomy places the organism in Eukaryota, Metazoa, Chordata, Actinopteri, Perciformes, Gasterosteidae.